AUGAUCCUUCCGAAGAGGAUUAAAGAAGGAAGUUUUAAAUUGGAUAAAUCAAACAAGAAAUUAUCAUCACCAUCAUCAAUAAUUAAAACUCUUGUUGUUUUGGGUUCAGGAGGUCAUACGGGAGAAAUGAUGGAUGUUAUUCAAACUCUUGAUCCGAAACGAUACAAGUUGGAAUUUGUAUUGGCUGAUACUGAUUCUACGAGUGAGAAGUUUGUUAGGAAUUUAUUGAAGGAUAAGACUGAUUUUGAACCUCUUUCUUUCCAUUACAUUCCGAGAAGUAGAGAGGUACAUCAGUCUUAUUUUACUUCUAUAUUUACAACUUUGAAAGCCUUGUUUUAUACUACUGUGAUUACGAAUGUAAAUAUUAAUCCUGAUUUGAUUAUUGUAAAUGGACCAGGAACGUGUAUUCCAGUUUGUUUAUCUGCUUAUCUUACAAGAUUUUUGGGUAUUAAACAUGUAAAAAUCAUCUUUAUUGAAAGUGUUUGUAGAGUAGAAUCAUUGUCAGCCUCAGGUAAGAUAAUGUAUCUCCUUGCAGAUAGAUUUCUUGUCCACUGGCCACAACUCCAACACAAAUAUAAGAAUGUAGAAUACCACGGACGAAUGUGUUAUUAA
Naegleria gruberi is the source of this 612-nucleotide messenger RNA. RefSeq lists its product as uncharacterized. The record is from RefSeq and is a predicted model, not a curated record. The transcript has 3 exons. Gene Ontology annotation, biological process: dolichol-linked oligosaccharide biosynthetic process. The coding region runs from base 1 to 612 and encodes 203 amino acids. Gene Ontology annotation, cellular component: UDP-N-acetylglucosamine transferase complex. Lineage: Eukaryota; Heterolobosea; Eutetramitea; Acrasida; Naegleriidae.